UUCGAAUUGGAGGAGCUGCUCGGUUCAGGCUUCAUAGCUCGUGUGAGUUCACCGCCUCUUUAUUCGAGUACCCUUUAAAUUUGGUUGAGCUCUCUUCGUUUUUCUCAUCAAUUAGCUCAAGAAACUCUGACCCAAGUUCAGAUUUUGAUUAUGAAACUAGACCUCGUUCUGUUAAAAGUAGUGAUUUUGAUGAUUAUAAUAGUGGGAAUGAUAGAUUUAGGAAAAUGGGUCAUGCAAAUAUUGGGGUUCAAAGCCAAAGUUUCAAGCUUUUUGAAGAGUCAGAUAGUGAAGCAGGGAAUGACAGUGAUAGUGAUGAGGAUGAGGAUGAUGUAAUAUUGUGGAAUUCUAAUAGGGUUUGUGAGGAAAGAGGGAAGUUGGGGAGAGUUGAAGGAGGUGGGGAUGGAGAUGAGGAUGAGUAUAGGCACCCUUUGGUGAGAGAGGUAGGUAGGUUGAUUGAGAUGAGAACUGCUUGGACUCCAAAGUUUGAAGGGGAGUUAAGGCACUUGUUACGGGGCUUGAAGCCGAAGCAGGUUUGUGCUGUUUUGAAGUCUCAGGCUGAUGAGAGAGUUGCGUUGAAUUUUUUUUACUGGGCUGAUAGGCAGUGGCGGUAUAAGCAUGAUCAGAUUGUGUACUAUGCAAUGCUGGAGGUGCUUGGGAAGACUAAGUUGUGCCAGGGUGCUAGGAGGGUUCUUAGGUUGAUGGCGCGUAGGCGGAUCGAGCUUCGUUCUGAAGCUUUUGGUCAUGUGAUGGUGUCGUAUAGUCGAGCGGGGAAGUUGAGGCACGCGUUGCGUGUGUUGACUUUGAUGCAGAAAGCGGGGCUUGAGCUUGAUUUGGCAAUGUGUAAUACUGCAAUUUGUGUUUUGGUGAAAGGGAAUAAGUUGGAGAAGGCGUUGAGGACCUUGGAAAGGAUGAAGCUUGUUGGGAUUGCACCAAAUGUACUCACUUAUAAUUGUUUGAUAAAGGGGUAUUGUGAUAUGCAUCGUGUUGAAGAUGCACUUCAGUUGCUUGAUAAAAUGCCGAAGAAGGGGUGUGCUCCUGAUAAAGUUAGUUAUUAUACUGUGAUGGAUUUCCUUUGUAAGGAGAAGAGGGUCAAAGAAGUGAGGGACUUGAUGGAGAAGAUGAUCAAGGAUGGUGGGUUGUUACCAGACCAGGUUACUUAUAAUAAUCUUGUCCAUGUGCUUUGUAAGCACGGCUACGGUGACGAGGCAAUUGAAUUUUUAAGGGAAGCCGAAGAGAAGGGAUUUCGGUUUGAUAAGGUUGGGUACAGUGCAAUUGUACAUUCAUUUUGUAAGGAUGGUAGGAUUGACAUGGCAAAAGAAAUUGUUAGUGAAAUGUUCUCAAAAGGUUGCACCCCAGAUGUUGUAACAUACACUGCUGUUCUGAAUGGGUAUUGCCGACUCAGGAAGGUGGAUCAAGCUAAAAAGAUGCUUCAGCACAUGCACAAACAUGGUUGCAAGCCAAAUACUGUAUCAUAUACAGCCUUGUUAAAUGGGCUUUGUCGUGGUGGGAACUCAUUGGAGGCAAGAGAUAUGAUGAACAUGAGUGAGGAAGAAUGGUGGACACCAAAUGCCAUUACUUAUAGUGUUCUGAUGCAUGGAUUCCGGAGAGAAGGGAAAUUAGUUGAGGCUUGUGAUACUGUCAAAGAGAUGAUUAAAAAGGGCUUUUUCCCUACCCCUGUUGAAAUUAAUCUCCUAAUUCAGUCUCUUUGCCAAGAGGGGAAGAUGGAUGAGGCUAAACGUUUCAUGGAGGAGUGUCUAAACAAAGGUUGUGCUGUUAAUGUUGUCAAUUUUACUACUGUUAUUCAUGGAUAUUGUAAAAAAGAUGACUUGGAAGCAGCUCUGUCGGUGCUUGAUGACAUGUAUCUCAGCAAUAAACACCCAGAUGCAGUAACUUAUACAGCAGUGAUCAAUGAAUUGGCAAAGAAAGGUAGAAUACAAGAGGCAACAGAACUUAUGAUAAAGAUGCUGGGUAAGGGUAUUGAUCCGACUCCUGUCACAUACAGGACGAUCAUCCAUUGGUAUUGUAAGAUGAGUAGGGUGGAUGACUUGUUGACCUUAUUGGAGAAGAUGUUCUUACGGCAAAAUUGCAAAACAGCAUAUAAUCAAGUGAUUGAAAAGCUUUGUAGUUUUGGGAACUUCGAGGAGGCUGAUAAACUACUGGGUAAGGUGUUGAGAACAGCUUCAAGAGUUGAUGCUAAGACAUGCCAUGUUGUUAUGGAUGGUUACUUGAGAAAAGGGAUUCCUCUGUCAGCAUACAAAGUGGCUUGUCGAAUGUUCAGUAGGAAUCUGAUUCCUGAUUUAAAGUUGUGUGAGAAGGUGAUCAAGAAACUGAUGCUUUCAGGAAACUCCAAAGAGGCAGACAACCUUAUGUUAAGGUUUGUUGAGCGUGGGUGCAUAUCAAACCAACAACAGGGACAUCUGGAAAGCUAAGGAGAAACCAACAAAGGACAGCUCUAGCCCCUGACCUUGGGUUGAAAGGGAUCAGCAUGAGGCUCUAUUUUGAUAAUGGGAGACAGUACUCUAUAUUGAUCAGUCACAUCAUUAUGCCUGUGUUUGGAGGUAAAUGUUAGACAAGAUCAGCAUGCCUUUGUAUAGACUCAGUUUCUCAUUGUGGCCUUGGCUUGCGUCUUCUGAUGCUCUUUCAUGAGCUUUCAAUUAAUUGUUUAGGAGUGUUCCAGUCACUCUGAAUGGCUUCUAGCCAGUUACUAGGUGAGAG
Fragaria vesca subsp. vesca is the source of this 2715-nucleotide messenger RNA. RefSeq names its product pentatricopeptide repeat-containing protein At3g53700, chloroplastic-like. The record is from RefSeq and is a predicted model, not a curated record. Gene Ontology annotation, molecular function: protein binding. NCBI's taxonomy places the organism in Eukaryota, Viridiplantae, Streptophyta, Magnoliopsida, Rosales, Rosaceae. The coding region runs from base 225 to 2429 and encodes 734 amino acids. The transcript is spliced from 2 exons.